UCAGUAUUGCAUGAGGUGCUUUUAACACAAGAACAUCAGAACAAUUGAUGUUAUAUAAUUGCUUUGAAAUAGGCCUUUAGUCAGUGAAGGACAGGUAUCCACUCUUAAAUCUGAGGGAUCAAAUGAUAGAGAGUAAACGAAAACAUUAUUUCUUUCAAUUUUUGUAAUGAAGAAAACAUUAUUCUUGGAUGAUCUGCAUGUAACUGACAUCCUCAUUAAAGCCCCAAACAGUGAUGAGAGGCCAGAGGUAGAUGGUACUUCAUUUUAAGUGAUCACUUGUUAAAAGUUUGGUUGCCACUACUGUAGAAGACAGUUUUGCAGCACUUAAGUUCAUUAGCAUUCACAAUAUUGCAAUGCAAGCCAAAUAAAUUUCUUGUACCAUGUAGUUGAUUGAACACCUCUGAGAGUAUCAAUGCAGUGUUAUCAUGGUAAAGCAUUUAUACCACUUGUAUUGUAUUGCAUUACGUUUCGCAGGUGGUCAUGUUUUUAUUGAUAUGUCACAAAAACACUGUAAUCAUGUGCACAUGUUGUCUCCUGCAGUAGGAUAUAUGUUAAAAAAAAAAGUCACGAGUAGAGUUCUGUCUGUCUCUUAACAUGAGGUGCACUUGUUUUGGAAUUUGAUUCGCCAAGGAGGCUGCGGGUACCCCGCCCACCGGCCAGCGGGCUCUCCUGAUUGGCCGCCGCCGUCGCCUGUCUCGGGGACAUCAGGGGAGGCACGAGUUGGCCCAUAAGCCUGCGCUCGCGAGUCAUCAGUGUCGGACACGUAGUGGGAACGAGCAGGUCCCGAUGCACAAGCCACGGCAACCCUCGGCGGAGAUGAAGGCGGACUCCGACUGGCUCUGAUUUUUAAAAGCCCUUUUCAUUCAGGAGGUUGGUUGCCAAUGGUUAUCAAUAUGGCAGAGCCGUUAUCCCAAGGACCCACCGCUGCAAAAAUGGCGUCACUUAACCGGGUCCGAGCUUUGGCGAUGAUUUUCUUAACUGUCACUGGCUGUUGUGUCACCCCGACAAGUGGCAAGGAAGGGUCCGAGGAGACCGUCAUCAUAGGGCUCCGAUUGGAGGACACGGACGACAUUUCCUUCAUGGAUAAGGGCUACCUGCGGGUGAGUGAGCGCUCUCGGGUGAAAUUAAGGGUGUACGGGCAGAACAUCAACAACGAGACCUGGUCCAAAAUUGCUUUCACGGAACAUGAGCGCAGCCGGACGGUAGGGAGCCUUGACAGCUCCUCGGGGGAUAACCAGAGCCAGGAGGACUCGUCCGGCUUGCAUCCCUGCGGUAUUAGGACUUCGGAUAUAAUUAUAUUACCCAACAUCAUCCUGAAUCGAAAGACGUCCGGAAUAGUUGAAAUUGAGGUCAAACCUCUGCGAAAGACGGAGAGGAGUAAAGCGUAUUACCUUUGCAUCGCCACCGCGACGCCGGCCGUGCCCGGGAUGCACGACCCGUGGACGGAGAACACCUGGAUCUACCACGACGGGGACGACACCAAAGUGAUAGUGGUGGAGGAGAAAAAGUUUCUGCUGCCUUUCUGGCUCCAGGUCAUCUUCAUCUCCAUGUUGCUUUGCCUGUCGGGUAUGUUCAGCGGGUUGAACCUGGGGCUCAUGGCUCUGGACCCCAUGGAGCUCCAGAUAGUCCAGAACUGCGGCACGGAGAAGGAGAAGAAUUAUGCCAAAAAAAUCGAGCCGGUCAGGAGUCAAGGGAAUUACCUGCUUUGCUCGCUUCUGCUCGGGAACGUGCUGGUGAACACCACUCUGACCAUCCUGCUGGAUGAUAUCGCCGGCUCGGGGUUGAUCGCCGUGGUCAUGUCCACCAUUGGAAUAGUGAUUUUCGGGGAGAUCGUGCCCCAGGCCAUCUGCUCCAGACACGGCCUCGCUGUGGGCGCCAACACCAUCUUCCUCACCAAGUUCUUCAUGCUGCUCACCUUCCCCGCGUCCUACCCGGUGAGCAAGCUGCUGGACUACCUUCUGGGACAGGAGAUAGGAACCGUGUACAACCGGGAGAAGCUGCUGGAGAUGCUGCGCGUCACGGACCCCUACAACGACCUGGUGAAGGAGGAGCUGAACAUCAUCCAGGGCGCGCUGGAGCUCAGGACUAAAACCGUGGAGGACGUGAUGACGCCGCUGAGGGACUGCUUCAUGAUCCCCGGGGACGCCACCCUGGACUUCAACACCAUGUCCGAGAUCAUGAAGAGCGGCUACACGCGCAUCCCGGUCUACGAGGGCGAGAGGUCCAACAUAGUGGAUCUGCUCUUUGUCAAGGACCUGGCGUUCGUGGACCCGGAUGAUUGCACCCCGCUCAAAACCAUCACCAAGUUUUACAGCCACCCGCUGCACUUUGUGUUCAAUGACACCAAGCUGGACGCGAUGCUGGAGGAGUUUAAGAAAGGAAAAUCCCACCUGGCCAUAGUUCAGAGGGUGAACAAUGAGGGAGAGGGAGACCCUUUCUACGAGGUUCUGGGUAUUGUCACCCUGGAGGACGUGAUCGAAGAAAUCAUCAAGUCAGAGAUCCUGGACGAGACAGACCUGUACACUGACAACAAGACGAAGAAGAAAAUCACCCAUCGGGAAAGGAAGCAGGAUUUCUCAGCCUUCAAGCCGACCGACAAUGAAAUGAAGGUUAAAAUAUCACCUCAGCUUCUGCUGGCUACCCUGCGUUUCCUAGCAACAGAGGUCGAGCCGUUUGCACCGGUGCAAAUGUCAGAAAAGAUUCUGCUGCGCUUGUUGAAGCACCCCAACGUCAUCCAGGAGCUUAAAUACGACGAGAAGAACAAGCGGGCGGCGGAGCACUACCUCUUCCACAGGAACAAGCCUGUGGAUUAUUUCAUCCUCAUACUGCAGGGGAAAGUGGAGGUGGAGGCUGGAAAGGAGGGGAUGAAGUUUGAAGCAGGACCAUUCUCCUUCUACGGCAUGAUGGCUCUGACAGCCUCGCCAGUGCCUCUGUCCCUGUCUCGUACAUUUGUGGUCAGUCGGGCUGAAUCCCUCGCAGGAUCUCCAGAAAAUAAAUCUCCUCCGCGGCCGUUUGGACUCAACCACUCAGACUCCCUGAACAGGAGUGAUCGUAUAGACGCCAUCACCCCGACUCUGGGCAGCAGCAACAACCAGCUCAACUCCUUCCUGCAGAUCUACGUACCUGACUACUCAGUCAGAGCGCGCUCAGACCUGCAGUUUAUAAAGGUAACGCGGCAACAGUACCAGAAUGCCGUGAUGGCGUCGCGCAUGGACAAAACGCCCCAGUCGACGGACAGUGAGUUCACGAAGAUCGAGCUCACGUUGACGGAGCUCCAUGACGUGGUGGAGACACCCACUGUCGUCACCUCCACAGCCAGCACCACGAGCACCACCCCUGCCGUGUCCGUAGUCGUGGCCAACGAGACGUCCCACCUGCUCAACCAGCAGCAGAACUGUGUGGGCCUCAGCAGGAGCAACCACAGCACCCACAACGAGGGACCCAUCUAGCCCCCGCCGAGCCCGGUGGAGACCCGGACCCUCCACCCUGUCUAGCGGACACACACGGAGCGGUGGCGUAGAUGGAGAUGAGGGAAAUUGGGGAAGCGGAGGCGGGUGGAGUGAGGGUUCUGCUCCAACCAGUAGCCCCCAGUCAGUCAGUCAGUCAGUCAGUCAGUGUGACCCUUUCAUGGAGGGGCAGUGGGGAAGAUGGGUGCUGCGUCACCCUGAACACCCCCACCUGAACGCUGUCAGAAUCCCUGCUGUACUACACCCUCUGACAGAGGGUGCACUCGGACAGUACCUGUGACUGAGCUUCUUUUUCGGGACAAUCUGACACUUUCAUAGCGGUGACCUGGACCAGAGGAAGACAGAGUGCAUGCAAACCCUGUCCUCCUUUCCCCUACACACACAUACACACACACACACGUAAACACACACACUUACAACACCCACUGUAUUUUGUUCUCAGGCCAAAGACUUUGGUCCCCACUUCUUACACUGGACACAGACUAUUUUUGCACACCCACACACACACACACACACACACACACACACACACACACAAACACACACUCAAACGCAGCCACACUCCCACACACGCACACACACACACACACACACACACACACAAAUGCAACUCCCCCACUCGUGCAUCUUUCAGGGAGGCUCAGUCGACUGUUGAUCCCAUCAGCGAGGACUCAAAAACCCAAACAAGCAGAGAGCAACGGUUGGUCAAAGACUGCACCAAAAACCGCUUUGAAAGAAACCGUUAAACCACGAACCAAGAAUGUUUUCCUGUAUUUAUUUAUUUUAUAAUAUUGUAUGUAUAUAUGUAUGCGUGGAGACAUGAUAUGACAUAAACGGGCAUACGAGCAUGCACAAGCAUGUACACAGAGGUGUGCAUGGGGCACACGUGUCAUAUCAACAAGGACAUGCUACAUAUAUGGAGACGAACAUCCAUUCAUGUAUAUGAGGAGGUGAGGGUCUUUUACAGAUACAGUAUGUAUAUUACAGAUCUUGUUAUUUUUACUAUUAUCCUAAAUCAGGCUUAUGGUACACUAUCUUUUUCACCUUUAAAAAAAAAUCACACUAUUGCCUUUAAGAGAAAUCAUAUAAUUAAUUAUUUUAACAAAGUGCAAUGAACUGCAAUUUAUUUAAGAGAUGAUUAUGAAUUUAAAAAAGAAAUCACUGUAUUAUAAAUUGACAGAUAUAUUUGUAUGUAUGUACUGUAUGUAUAUGUAUAUUUGUUUUUCUUUUUGGAAAAAAGCUCAACUGCAGCCAUCCAUAAGCAAAAUUGGUCCUUUAGUCACUCUCUCUUUCGCUUUGUCUCGUUCAUGUUUUUCACGUCCUUUGACCUCAAACACAUCGACUAUACUUUCAGUCAUGAUGCCUAAACUAUUACCACCACCACAGUUUGGGGGGUGGAUGGGGGUUAAAUGGGUAGCUGGCUGUAUGAAAAGUGC
Molecule: messenger RNA, 4903 nt
Organism: Acanthopagrus latus (yellowfin seabream)
Lineage: Eukaryota; Metazoa; Chordata; Actinopteri; Spariformes; Sparidae
Gene: cnnm2b
Product: cyclin and CBS domain divalent metal cation transport mediator 2b
Exons: 8
Coding region: 882-3449 (855 amino acids)
Biological process (GO): transport; magnesium ion homeostasis
Cellular component (GO): plasma membrane
Molecular function (GO): magnesium ion transmembrane transporter activity
Source: RefSeq, a predicted model, not a curated record